Messenger RNA from Erinaceus europaeus (western European hedgehog), 1236 nucleotides. RefSeq lists its product as uncharacterized. Bases 1 to 1236 code for a protein of 411 amino acids. Lineage: Eukaryota; Metazoa; Chordata; Mammalia; Eulipotyphla; Erinaceidae. The record is from RefSeq and is a predicted model, not a curated record. The transcript is spliced from 8 exons.
AUGGCGGUUGGCCAGCCUCACGCCUGUGUGAUGGCGGUUAGCCAGCCUCACACCUGCUUGAUGGCGAUUGGCCAGCCUCACGCCUGCUUGAUGGCGGUUGGCCAGCCUCACGCCUGCUUGAUGGCGAUUGGCCAGCCUCACGCCUGCGUGAUGGGUGAGGCCCUGCCUCCAGGCGAGACCCAAGUUACUUCCUAUGUUGCUCAACAAUUUGAGGAUUACACCAGAUCACUCACCACUCAGAGCCAGGGUUUGGAGGAUGCCAGCCUGAGCAAGGAGCCUGCGUUCAGGUGCCCAGGCCUGGCUCAGUCUUGCUGCAUGCAGAUGGGCGGAGAGGACAGGCACCCGACCCAGGGGACACAGGCCGGCAAUGGGGCGCGCAGCCUGGUCACCCGAGUGACUAGGGACAGCGGCUGCUCUGGGGUCUGCGUGGCAGGGGCCAGCGGCCGCCUCAGCCCCUUAGAGCUACGGGUAGGUGGCACCCCCAGUGCUCAGACCCGGCUUCCCUCUGUGCCCUGCGCCUUGGGCAGUGAGGGUGCAGAGGACUCCCACAGGAUUCCCGCGAAACGGCCCAGGGCCCGGUGUGUGCUCAGGAUGCCCCAGGGUCCCCGGAAGGCCGUUCCCAGCAGUACCCCAGGGCAGGGCCCCGGGGGUGCGGAACAGCAGCCGGAGCAUGAGGAGCGAGGCGUCCAAGCAUCAGAGACACAGUGCCCAGGACCCAGCGGCGCCAGCCUCCUACAGGAUCGCCAGUCGAGUCCUGGGUCCCUGGAGGCCCAGGAGGUGCAAGUGGAUGAGGCUGGGCCACACAGGCCGCACCCUGGGGUCAUCCCUGAAGAAAGGGGUACAGAGAGGCCUUGCCCCAGCCCAGCUGCCUCGGGCAAAGAGAAGGAGACCAUCACACCACCAGCAGCCGCCUUGGCUGCCCAGCACGUCCUCUGCCUCUGGAAAGGCCAGCUGUGGCCGGCCAGGGUGCUGUCGAGCCCCGGGCCCUCCCAGGAAGGCGCGGCCAGAGGACCGGCAGACCUGGAGCUGCAGAUCCUGGCUGCCGGGAACAGGGUCACAGUGAGAGACACGGACGUCAAGGCCCUGACCGAGUCCUACACUGAGUCCAUCACCUACUGGCUGAACUCCAAGAGCCAGAGAGGCAUCCCCCACAGGCAGCGAGAGACCCACAGGAGGGCUCUCAGGGAGGCGCUGGACAUCCUGAAGGAGAGAAGGAGGGCCAAAGUGGGGUCCUGA